Messenger RNA from Aspergillus caelatus, 1032 nucleotides. Its product is annotated as sugar phosphate isomerase/epimerase family protein. The record is from RefSeq and is a predicted model, not a curated record. NCBI's taxonomy places the organism in Eukaryota, Fungi, Ascomycota, Eurotiomycetes, Eurotiales, Aspergillaceae. Bases 1 to 1032 code for a protein of 343 amino acids. The transcript is spliced from 2 exons.
AUGACCACCGAUAUAAACAAAAUCCCCCUCUCCUACGCCACCUGCUCAAUAGGCGCAUCCGAAUCCGACAGCCUCCCCCGUAAGCUCGAAGCCCUCCACCAAGCCGGCUUCACAGGAAUCGAGCUCGCCUUCCCGGACAUCGUCUCCUACUCCCAAGCCCUCCUCGGCCACGAAGUCGCAGAAGAUAAUUACUCCGAGCUCGUCACCGUCGCAAAAGAUAUCCGCAAACAAUGCGAAGCCAAGAACUUAAAGGUGAUGAUGUUGCAACCGUUCGCGAACUUCGAGGGCUGGCCGCGGGGUUCGAAGGAGAGGGAAGAUGCGUUUGCGAGAGCAAAGGGAUGGAUUGAGGUUAUGAGGGCUGUGGGGACGGAUUUACUUCAGGUCGGCUCAACAGAUACACCCCUCGACAAACUCUCUGUAACCCAAGAUAACAUCAUCACCGAUCUCCGUGAGCUCUGCGACCUACUCGCAACGCAUAACAUGCGUCUUGCGUAUGAAAACUGGUGCUGGUCUACGCACGCGCCUACGUGGAAAGACGUCUGGACGCUCGUCCGUCUAGUCGAUAGACCUAAUAUCGGGCUCUGUCUUGAUACGUUCCAAACCGCUGGGUCUGAAUGGGGCGAUCCAACGACAUCUACAGGAAGAAUUGAAGACUUCCCCGUUGAGGAAUUGGACCGACGGUUGGAGAAGAGUCUGGAGGCAUUGGCGAGCACGGUUCCGGCGGAGAAGAUUUAUCUGCUGCAGGUGUCAGAUGCGUAUAAGCCUGUUCGGCCAAUUGAGGGGAAGAUGGUUGAUGGGGCUUGGCCGAGGGCUCGGUGGAGUCAUGAUUAUCGGCCUAGACCGUAUGGUGGGGGUUAUUUGCCUAUUGAGAGGGUCGCCAGAGCGGUACUGAAGACGGGGUUCCGGGGCUGGUUCUCCAUGGAGAUAUUUGAUGGAGGGGCUGAUGGGAAGGGAAAGGAGUAUGAGAUGGGAGAGUAUGCGCGGAGUGCUAUGGAGAGUAUGCGGAGAUUCUUGGAGAGGUCUGCGGAGUAG